AUGCAUCGAGUGGUCAUUGCUAUUGUAUUCAUCUUGCUACCUUUUAAUUAUGGUGCAUAUUUACCAACACUUUUCUGGGACACCAGCAACCCAAUGUAAGUAUAUAUAAACUCAAUUCAACAUUAUACACAUCGCGAUGUCUAGAGCUGAUUAAGAAUUCAAAGUCAUCUGAUUACAUUACGUAACUCGGUUACCUCUGACCACAGGACCGAAGUUUUACUAUUGCUGUCUGAUUACAACUACUUCUCUUCAGUCAAACGCGAGUGUUUCCAACUUGACUCCACCAAACAUAAAAAGGUUUCCUCAUCUAGUAACACUUGCUCAAUAAGAGAUGACUCUUACUGGACCUCUAGGAAAAACGGUUUAGAACUGAUAAAGCUAUCCAGUUUAAAUAAAGUUAGUUUAGUUUAAAUUUCCUCCUGUAGUAACACUAGAUCAAUAAGAGAUGAUUCUUACUGGACCUCUAGGAAGAACGGUUUAGAACUGAUAAAGCUAUCCAGUAUAAAUAAACUUGGGUUAGUUUUAGUCAAUUUAGUCACGAUUAUUUUGAGAUACAAUAUCUUUACCAAAACUUUAUGACAUAGUUACUUACAGUUACAUGCAACAAUCUUUUGUGAGCAAAUAUUCAAGCACGAUUGACCUGGCCAUAACAGGAACACUAAAAAAGAAAAAACAACCUAAAACAUCUCCUAUGUACGCGUGCAAGAAGCCUCCUAAACUAAACUAACUUUAUUUAUACUGGAUAGCUCUAUCAGUUUUAAACUGUUCUUUCUAGAGGUCCAGUAAGGAUCAUGUCUUAUUGAUCCAGUGUUAACUACAGGAGGAAACCUAAACUAAACUAACUUUAUUUAUACUGGAUAGCUCUAUCAGUUCUAAACUGUCUAAAUCUAAAGUUAAACCUUUACAUAAUUUAGACUAGAGAAGCAGUUCUGGCACGAGGUCGUACAAGUGAAGAUAUAUGAUUUUAUAACAUUUGUUUGUCCGAACGAUAUUAUCAAAAUAAGAGGCAGUGAACGAAUGAAUACAGAUGGACGUUUUCCAAACUUGUAUGUCAAAGAAGUGCCGGCGGACAUCAAAAACUUUGAUGGCGCUUGCGAUACAAGUGGUAAGUACUCUACUAUAAAGAUCUUUUUCAGGUAGUUCAGACACAAACCACGACAACUUAUUGUAGAAUACUACCUACACUGGACCACCACAUUUGAGAUAUCUUUUUCAGGUAGUUCAGACACAAACCACGACAGCUUAUUGUAGAAUACUACCUACACUGGACCACCACGUUUGAGAUAUCUUUUUCAGGUAGUUCAGACACAAACCACGACAGCUUAUUGUAGAAUACUACCUACACUGGACCACCACGUUUGAGAUAUCUUUUUCAGGUAGUUCAGACAAAAACCACGACAUCUAAUUGUAGAAGAAUACUACCUACACUAGACCACCAUGUUUGAGAUAUCUUUUUCAGGUAGUUCAGACAAAAACCACGACAGCUAAUUGUAGAAUACUACCUACACUGGACCACCACGUUUGAGAUAUCUUUUUCAGGUAGUUCAGACACAAACCACGACAACUUAUUGUAGAGUACUACCUACACUGGACCACCACAUUUGAGAUAUCUUUUUCAGGUAUUUCAGACACAAACCACGACAGCUUAUUGUAGAAUACUACCUACACUGGACCACCACGUUUGAGAUAUCUUUUUCAGGUAGUUCAGACACAAACCACGGCAGCUUAUUGUAGAAUACUACCUACACUGGACCACCACGUUUGAGAUAUCUUUUUCAGGUAGUUCAGACAAAAACCACGACAUCUAAUUGUAGAAGAAUACUACCUACACUAGACCACCAUGUUUGAGAUAUCUUUUUCAGGUAGUUCAGACAAAAACCACGACAGUUUAUUGUAGAAUAUUACCUACACUGGACCACCACGUAGGCAUUUCAGACACAAAUAACAUACUAAAUCGCAUCGUGUUGUUUGUUAUUUAGAGAACUCCACAGCCAUUUUUAUAUUGAACUGUGACAAACCAAAAGAAUUAAAAUACCAGAAUAUUCAAAUCAAUCUUAAUCAAGCCCAUCCUGAUCUACCCAAGUUUAAAUAUGGCAAAGAUUACAUGUUCUUUGGUGAGUGAUAUCACGUUAGUGGGUCAGCGUAUGCCCUAUGACAAGCAAUGUGAAUUAAAUGAUUCCUGCAAUAUAUACAGUUCCUUGAUUAAAAUUUCACCUCAGUUCCAAGGGAGAAGAAUGCUUCCAGUUCGACUCGACCUAAUACUGCAAGAUUCCUUAGUUUAGUUUAGAUUUUCUCCUGGAUCAAUAAGAGAUGACCCUUACUGGAAGAACAGUUUAGAACUGAUAGAGCUAUCCAGCAUAAAUAAAGUUAGUUUUGUUUAGGUUUCCUCCGGUCGUAACACUGGAUCAAUAAGAGAUGAUUCUUACUAGAACAGUUUAGAACUGAUAAAGAUAUCCAGUAUAAAUAAUAAAUCCAUAUUUUCUCAUUCUCCAGCGACCUCAGACGGAAGAGAACAAUCUUUAACUAAUAAUACAUCGAAGAACUGUACACUGGUUUUUAGAAUUCAUUUUAGUAAAGAAGACGUACAAUCUCCCUCCUGCCCACUCUUUGACAGGAAAAAUGGUAAUACAAUGUGCUCGCUUAAACUUAAUCAUAAAAAAUUUAAUGAUAAUUGCUUUGCCAGGCUUUAAUUUCUGCUAAUAAAAAAUUCCUAUUCAUUUUUAGUAUGUGAGAGCAACAAACCACCGCAAACAGAGCAACCGCUUACAGAACAACCGAAGCAAAACGGUAUGUUUUAUUAUUUUAUGUCAGCCAUAAUUUAGGCGAAACAUUCUUUAUUUAUACUGGUGAACUCUAUCAAUUCUAAACUGUUCUUCCUAGAGGUCCAGUAAGGAUCAUCUCUUAUUGAUCCAUUGUUACCACAGGAGGAAACCUAAACUAACUUUGUUUAUGCUAGAUAGCUCUAUCAGUUCUAAACUGUUCUUCCUAGAGGUCCAGUAAGGAUCAUCUCUCAUUGAUCCAGUGUUACUACAGGAGGAAACCUAAACUAAACUAAUUUUAUUUAUACGUAAUAGUUCUAUCAGUUCUAAACUGUUCUUCCUAGAGGUCGAGUAAGGAUCAUCUCUUAUUAAUCCAGUGUUAUUACAGGAGGAAACCUAAACUAACUUUAUUUACACUGAAUAAUUCUAUCAGUCCUAAACUGUUCUCCCUAGAGGUACAGUAAGGAUCAUCUUUUAUUGAUCAGUAACACAACAGGAAUAAAUCGGAGUACCUCAAGAAAAUCGGAAUAAGCAAGCACUCUUCUCACAUGUGACUGACGUGAAAUUAUAAAAUCAGGCAACUGAAUAAUGCAGAAAUAAAAUCCCAGUCACAGAGGAGACAGAUAUGUCUAAGCCCCGAACACAUUUGUAAUGUUCCCUUUCUCAUAGAAUGUAAAAACAUUACGCCGCAAGAACUUAAUACAAAAACAAUCACUGGUAACAAAGUAAGUGUAUCCUGGCAACCCCCGAGCAACAUCGCGUGCAACAUAACAUACUACACGGUGUGUUACCGAGAGAAUUUGACCGAGCCUUGUCGAGAGGUCUUGGCACCAGCAAAACAACGUAACGUCACUUUAUGUGAGUUGGCCGCUGACCAGAAGUAUAUUGUCAAAGUGCGGGCUCACACGGCAAAAGGUCCUGGAAACUACAGCAAGGAGAAGACUUUCGAAACAGAUAGGAAGAAAGGUGGGUAUAAAAAAUUAUCAAUUAGAAUCAAUUGGAUAUCAAUAUACAAUUACUUUAUGGUUUCCGUGUUUGCAUGGCCUGAUCCAAACACGCGGGAAUGUUGCGAGGGUUAAGAAAAGCGAGGGAAAUCACGAGCCGAAGGCGAGUGAUUUUGCCCGCUUUUCUUAACUCGAGCAACAUUCCCAAGUGUUUGGAUCAUUCCAUCCAAACACGGAAACCAUAAAGUAAUUGUUUUAUAAAAUAACAACAACACGAUAGUCUUCCGUGUUUGGAUGGCCUGAUCCAAACACGGGUUUCGACCAAUCAGAAUACGCGUUAUGUACAUGUUAUUUUAUAAUAGAAUUUCAUUGAGUGACAGUGGGAUUUUCAAAACAAUGAAAAGACAAUGGAAUACUCUGAUCACUGGAUCAUGACUGGAUGGCAUGAAGAACAGUGGGAUUUUCAAAACAAUGAAAAGACAAUGGAACAUUCUGAUCACUGGAUCAUGACUGGAUGGUAUGGAGAACAGUGGGAUUUUCAAAGCAAUGAAAAGACAAUGGAACAUUCUGAUCACUGGAUGACAUGGAGAACAGUGUGAUUUUCAAACCAAUGAAUAGACAAUGGAACAUUCUGAUCACUGGAUCAUGACUGGAUGGCAUGGAGAACAGUGAGAUUUUCAAAACAAUGAAAAGACAAUGGAACAUUCUGAUCACUGGAUCAUGACUGGAUGGCAUGGAGAACAGUGGGAUUUUCAAAGCAAUGAAAAGACAAUGGAACAUUCUGAUCACUGGAUCGUGACUGGAUGACAUGGAGAACAGUGUGAUUUUCAAAACAAUGAAAAGACAAUGGAACAUUCUGAUCCCUGGAUCAUGACUGGAUGGCAUGGGUACCGUGGGCGCCACCUGGAAUGUUGCUAAAAAUAGGACUUGAUUUAUGGAAAAAAAUUAGAUACUCUUCAUAAGUUUACUUUCUUAUUUGGUGGGUUUGAGUCAGCGUUACAGGGCAGCGGAUGGUUGUCAACCUCAGAAAAGUUGACACUUUAAAAGGAAAAAUAUUGAACCGUUAGCUACGGAUCUAACCAAUGUACCAAACAACGGUGAAAUGACUUCAAUUUCCAUCAUAAUGUUAUUUCCACUUUUAAAAGCUCGGAGAGAUUAAGUCUUGAGGUAAAAUACUUGCCAUUUGCAAGCUAUUGAACUAACAUCUUUUAACCGUUGCCACAGUUCUUAACUUUAAAUUGAACUUUGUUACAGUGCCAGAGUGCCAUGACGUCAGCACAACAUCAACAACAACAACACCAUCAACACCAAAAACCUCUCAAUCUACAACCACAGAUGGGAACGAUACUGGUACCAAAGGAAGAACCACACCAAGCCCCACUCAGCAAGGAAACGCAGCAGGAAAAGGGUCCGAUACCAAGAGUUGGGAUAGAUUCGCAUAUGGUUUUCUUGCUGGAUUCGUGACGUUGUUGAUCCCGAUUAUUGUCACUGCUUUUAUUUACUGUCUACUCUGUCGAUUACAGAAAACGAAGAAGAAAAAAAGUAAUUACCGUAAGAUUAUCUGGUUAAUUCAAAGUUAAUGCUACAGUUCUCACUAGUUUAGGUUUCCUCCUGUAUAGGAGAUUACUUUUACUGGACCUCUAGGAAGAACAGUUUAGAACUGAUAAAGCUAUCCAGUAUAAAUAAAGUUAGUUUUGUUUAGGUUUCCCCUGUAGGAUAUAACACUGGCACAAUACGAGAUUAUCCUUACUGGACCUCUAGGGAGAACAGUUUAGAACUGAUAGUGCUAUCCAGUAUAAAUAAAGUUAGUUUAGUUUAGGUUUCCUCCUGUAGUAAUACUGAAUCAAUAACAGAUGAUCCUCACUGGACCUCUAGGGAGAACAGUUUAGAACUGAUAGAGCUAUCCAGUAUAAAUAAAGUUAGUUUAGGUUUCCUUCUGUACUAACACUGGAUCAAUAACAGAUGAUCCUUACUGGACCUCUAGCGAGAACAGUUUAGAACUGAUAGAGCUAUCCAGUCUAAAUAAAGUUAGUUUUGUUUAGGUUUCCUCCUGUAGUAACACUGGAUCAAUAAGAGAUGAUCCUUACUGGAGCUCUAGGAAAAACAGUUUAGAACUGAUUGAGCUAUCCAGUAUAAAUAAAGUUAGUUUAGUAAAUAAAGUUGUUUCUAAUUUUAUUUCAGCAAAUGGCGUUUGUCAAUAUAACGGUCAAGAUCAAAGCACUGCUAUCAGCAAUGUAGGAUCACCAGAGGCACUACCGAAGAAAUCUCUUUUGUCCAAAUAUAAUAGUAAGUUUUAGACGCCUAUAUGAUUGGACAGGAGAAACUUAUUUUCGCUCUGGUCAUUUGCUUCGUUUUAAUACCAAGGCAUUUCAAUAAUUAGUACAAAUAUUUUGUGUUUAUAGACAUAGGUUUUAAAUCAGAGACUUUGGAAGGAGACAGUCCUGCCUAA
Molecule: messenger RNA, 6152 nt
Organism: Paramuricea clavata
Lineage: Eukaryota; Metazoa; Cnidaria; Anthozoa; Malacalcyonacea; Plexauridae
Source: the annotation of a GenBank genome assembly